CAUCCGGGCCCUGCCAGAGGCCGAGGGAUCCGGAGAGAAGCAUGCGGUGGGGGAUGGGGGGGCUCUGGGAGGAGAAUCUGGCCUGGGGGUGGGGUAGGCGCCCGGUACCUCCUCCUCCCUCCCCUCCCCUCCCCCAGGCCUGGCAAAAGCAUUCACCUGGAGACCCGCCUCCUGCUGCCUUCAACUGGCCCGGGGAGGAUUAGGGAGAUUUUGGGCUGGGGGUUGGGAGAGGGGGGGAGGGGGCGUGCUCGGCACCGAUCCCCUCCCCCUGAUAACCCCCCCCACGCCCAGAAGGAGGAGGGGCGCCCGGCGGGCCAGCAAGGGAGUCCAGCAGUGCAGCGCAGCGCAGCGCGGGGAGGGUUAACCCGCCCAUGUAAACGUCGUCUGGGGCUUGUCAGUUUCCGAUUUGAGACCCGGGAAAAGGGGGGAAAGGCACGCCUGGCAGCGGGCGGGCAAAGCAGCUUCGGCGGCAGCAGGAAUACAACAAGACCGCGGAGACCCCGACGGAGAGGACGAGUGGGCGGGCGCCGAGGUUAACAUGAAGAAGGAGAAGGUGGUCCAGUGGACGAUGGACAGCGAGGAGGAGAACCUGGUCUUGGUCAAUGGAAGCUGCGGAGACCCAGCCAAGGCCAAGGCUGAGUCUACCUUGAAAGUCAAAGGGAAGAAGAAGAAUGCAGAUGCCGAUGACGCAGGGAAAGUGCCUCGCAAGACGAAGUGGAAGGAACAGGAUGAGGAGGUCCCCAAAGAAGCCCAGGAGGAGGUACGGAGGCGCGGAUCCGCUGGCUGGGAGAACAGUUUGCGGCAGAAGCCCCCUCCCCGCAUCGUCUUCCAGGCCGGACCCGCUGCGCAGGAGAAGAAUGUGAAAGACGAAGUGGAGAGCGUGGAGAACUUCAAGGAGAGACACAAAAUCAGGUUUUCCAGGAGAAUCUCUGCAGUCGCCCAAGUGGACUACUCAGAGGAGAACUUGGUGCAGUCCAGCCAGAGCAGCGGCGGUGGCAGCAGCAGCAGCAGCAAUAUUGGGGGGGUACCAAAUGGCUGCCUCUUGACAGGGACCCCGAGAGAUACAGAGGAAUACCAGGACGGCAAGGGUUUUCGAAUCGGCGAGCUCGUGUGGGGGAAGAUCAGGGGCUUUGUUUGGUGGCCCGCCAUCGUCGUGUCGUGGAGGGCCACAUUCAACCGCAAGGCGGCCCCCGGGAUACGUUGGGUCCAGUGGUUUGGUGAUGGAAAGUUUUCGGAGGUCUCGGUAGACAAGCUGGUGGGGCUGUUGGCGUUCCAGGAGCAUUUCAACUCCACCACGUUCCACAAGUUGGUUUCGUACCGGCAAGCCAUCCUUCACGUCUUGGAGGUCGCAAGCAGCCGAGCAGGCAAGUCGUUCUCGAGCGCCCCGGGGGAUUCUCUCGAAGACAAGCUGAAGCCCAUGGUGGAAUGGGCCAUGAAUGGCUUCAAGCCCACCGGAGGGAAAGGUCUGAAGCCCCCCAAGACCUCAGACAACAGUCUCCCAAGCCAGAGGAGCUCCGAAGAACCUGCCGCUCCUGAACUGCCUUCCCCUGAACCUGCCCCCCCUCCCAAGCGGCUCAAGACUAAUGUCUCCACUGGGAGCAACAAGGAGCAGGGGGAGGAGAACCAGAGCAGAGAGUCGAUGGCUUCUGAAGUCAGGCACAACAAGAAGAGCUUGGAAGACAGCUGCUUGUCAUGUGGGAAGAAGACUCCGGUGACCACCCACCCCCUCUUCGAAGGGGGCCUCUGCGAGACUUGCCAGGUUCAGUUCCUAGAAUUUUUCUACAUGUACGAUGAAGACGGGUACCAGGCUUACUGCAGCAUUUGUUGCGCGGGGAACGAGCUGCUUCUCUGCGACAAUGCCAACUGCUUCAGGUGCUUCUGUGUGGACUGCCUGAACCUGCUAGUGGGUCGCGGGGCGGCCGAUGCAGCCAGGAAGGAGGACCCCUGGAGCUGCUACAUGUGCCAGCCGCAAGGGCGGCACGGGAUGCUUCAGAGGAGGGACGACUGGAACACCCGCCUGAAGGAGUUCUUCACGGACGAGAAGGGGCUGGAAUACGAGCCACCAAAAAUCUACCCAGCAAUCCCAGCGGCAAACAGGAGGCCAAUCAGAGUGCUGUCUCUCUUUGAUGGAAUUGCAACAGGCUACCUUGUCCUGCGGGAUCUUGGCAUCCAGGUGGAGAAAUACAUCGCCUCUGAGAUCUGCGAGGAGUCCAUAGCGGUGGGAACUGUGCGGCACGAAGGGAACAUCAGAUACGUGCAUGACGUCAGGAACAUAACCAAGAAAAAUAUUGACGAAUGGGGCCCUUUUGACCUGGUGAUUGGCGGAAGCCCCUGCAACGACCUCUCCAUUGUGAACCCUGCCAGGAAGGGCCUGUAUGAGGGGACCGGGCGACUCUUCUUCGAGUUCUACCACCUUCUCAAUUACACGCGCCCCAAACCCGGAGAGGAGCGCCCCUUCUUUUGGCUGUUUGAGAACGUCGUGGCCAUGCGCAUCAACGACAAAAGGGACAUCUCUCGUUUCCUGGAGUGUAACCCUGUUAUGAUUGAUGCUGUCAAAGUCUCGGCUGCACACCGGGCACGAUACUUCUGGGGCAAUCUGCCUGGGAUGAACAGGCCCCUGGUAGCUUCGACGGCAGAUAAACUUGAACUUCAGGAUUGCUUGGAGUACGGCAGAACAGCCAAGUUGAAAAAGGUCCAGACCAUCACAACAAAGUCCAAUUCCAUCAGGCAGGGGAAAGCCCAGACUUUCCCAGUGCGGAUGAAUGGCAAGGAUGACAAUUUGUGGUGCACUGAAUUGGAAAGGAUCUUUGGCUUCCCCCACCAUUACACCGACUUGUCCAACAUGGGGCGUGGAACUCGCCAGAAGCUUCUUGGAAGGGCAUGGAGUGUCCCGGUCAUCCGCCACCUGUUUGCUCCACUCAAGGAUUAUUUUGCCUGCGACUAGGGAGCAGGUGGGGUGCCCAGGUCUCCUUCGAGCAAGCAGCCUUGGGAGAGGAGGGCAGCAAAGAGCUUGGAACGACGCCCUCCUGCAAGUGCGACCCACAGCACAGCAUCUCCCCUUCACCACCCUCUGCAAGCACCACCAUGGAGACUGGAAGGAAAAGACGGAUGGAAAUGUUCCUUUCCAUCAAUGCUGACAUUUCUAAAAGGUCAAAAGACCUCUGUUUACUCACCGUGCAAAAAUGCCGUUGUGUCUGUGGAGGGACACGACUGCAGCAUUAGCCAACCAUUCCCCCUAAGAUCAAUGUCAGUCGCUGCCUGACUGAAAGGCAGUUUUCUGACGGGCUGUACGAAAACCCCACAAACUUGAAAAAAUAAUUUUAAAAAGGAUGAGCGACAGAAUCUCUCCAGGGACAAUCAUGAAGAAACCAAAAUUUGCAGCAACAAUCCUGCCGCGCUGCAUUUUGUACACUGGAACAAUCAGGAUAUGAUGAGGAGACUCCUCUCCUUUUUAUCGUUCUUUUUAAACAUCAUACACACACACACACACACACACACACACACACACACACACACAUAUAUAUAUAUACACACACACACACACAAAACUUUUUUAAAAAAUCAAGACACUUGGCUGCUGCUUUUUUCAGCGUUAUGUGUGAAUGGUGGAAAUUCCUCAAGAGGAAUUUAGCUGAAACACAAGUGUGGGAUAAUCAUAGUAGCUAGAGGAAAAGAAAACCAACCAGCCAACUUUGCCAAAUGCAUCCAGGUAUACUUUUAAACUACUAAUCUAUCUUUAAAAAAACAUCAGGUCUGAAACUUAUCGAUGCUGCUAUUUUCCUCGUGAAUGUUCGCUUUGUUACCCCACCCCUCAGUUGGCAUUACCUUGUUACGGAAAGGAAAUGACAUCCCUCUGCUGGGGCAACUUGUUUUUGUAGGUCCUUUCACGGCUCUGCCAUGUGCUAAGAAGUAGCGUUUGAUACAGUGCAUAUGAGGCAGCUCAAUGGGUUCUUUCCCAUGGAGGAUGCAACUGGAGAGAUCCUUUCACAUUCCUCCUGGUUCUGUGCCACCUGCCAAAGAACUCUUUUGGAUCAGACAGAUCCACACUUACUGCUGUGGGGAUGUGGUGUUCUAGCCCACAACCUCUCGAGCAGCUUCUCCCAAUCGGGUGGCUUCCAGGUUGGGGAAGACUGCUACGGAGGUUGCCAUAUCACUUGACUUGAUGUCAAGUGGAAUGGGUAGCAGUCUGGCCAAGAAAUAAGAAUCAUUCCUAUCCCACUGAUAGGAAUGAGAGCAAGUAGAAGGGCAUGACUGGGGGGCACACACGCCUCUCUUUCAUUCCAUUGGCUUGUGAGCAGGAGACCUUCCUGGUGGUCAUGUCGCAGAUUGUUCAGGAUUGUUUCCCCACGUGCCAUCAGUAUUUCAAGGUACAGAUCCAAGCUCCCUCACUAAACGACAGCCAAAAAUAUGUUGCUCAGGAAACAUACUAAGUAUGCCAGAGAUGGACUCCUCUGGUCCCCAACGUAGCUGCAGCAAUGUCUGCUUUGCCCAGAUUUAUCUCCAGCAGGCAUUGUAUCAGAUUGGGCUAUUGGCUGUGGAAGUUCUCUCUCACCGCCUGGGUCCUUCAGGAACAGCUCAGGGAAGCAGAUUCGGACCAGAGAAGGAAGCUUUCCUCCUCCUCCUCCUCAACCUUUUGCUUGACCCAGGUAUCAUCUCUCUCAUCUGUGCCACCGCUGAAGGAACUGCCAAUGUUGGAGUCGUGAAUUGUUCCUACAUUUUGAGAACUGCUGUCUUGGCGAUAAGCUGGAGUGUGUACUUUCUCCUUGCAAAUGAAUGCCAGUAAUCUUGAGCAGAGAUGCCUCGGAGGACACAUUACAGGUGCGGGUACCAGGUUUGGCUUAUUUGGAAUACCUGGUCUUGAAACCACGGCCCUCCCAUGUGCUGGAAUUCUGCUGAUUUUCCUGCCAUAUGAAUGGAUCUUAAGAAAACAGGGAGCCACACGGGCUCCUCUGAGCCCAAGCUUUGUCCAUGGAAAUCAAACUGCUGGAAUGGAAAUGGAAAUGUAUGUAACUCAAGAAAGGGAGUUAACCAUAUGUGCCUUCUUGUCCUUUAUUUUCUUUUAUUAUUUUGUUUUGCAGACCACAAUAGCGUAUCUGUCAUUUCAACAAGUUUAGGCUUCUUUGCUAAAAACAGUAAGACUUGAAAGACCCUUCAUCAGAGGAGGACAAGUUGUAGGAAGCAAGGUAGAAAAAGGAGGAGACGGUCUACUUGUGAAACUUGCACAAAACGUAGCAAUAACUAUAAUGUCUGUUCCUGGGCAAAAUCCACUAUUUUACUGCAUGUUUGCCUCUUUUUAAAGCUGCAUUUCAGGCAUGUUGUUGUGACAAAGUUUUAUAAGGUUUCCUUGUCUCUAGUUGGUGCUAUAUUUUUAGAAUUUUUUUAUGCCAAAACUGUUUUUUUAUAGUAUCGUUUUUAUAAAAACAUAUGACUGUUUUGCUCUUUUUGUUUGUUUCUAUUGUUUUGAUUUUUAUGAGCUUCAUGAUGCAGAAGCUCAGUACCAAAGUGAACAUCUGAGCCUUUGCAAAGGGGAAAUUGGGUGCUGUUGUGUUUUUCUGUGUUUGUGUGUUUUGGUUUUGGUUUUUUUACUGGAAAUGAAAAUAAUUGGUUUCUAAAGCGUUUACCUCAAAAAAUUUCCAUUGUUUAAUUAAAGUCAGUGUUCUAUAACUGAGCACCCACUUGUUCGUUCUCUCUUUAUUUAAUGGUGUGUCUUAAUUGGGAGUGGUUUACUUCUCUCCCUGGAGGAGUGGGUGGCUGGGGGAUAUUGGGAAUGCACACAAGUUUGCAUCUUUGUUGGCAAUAGGAUUAAAGUCGGUCCAGCCACAAGAGUUUGGCAUUCCAAGAGAAUGUUGAAAAGAAGGGAAACAAACUGCAGAUCCAGUCUCGGUUAUUUCAUGCUAAGGAUAGCUUUAUAUGGACCUUUGUUGGCAAGGUGAUGUCUCUGCUUUUUAAGAUGCUGUCAAGGUUUGUCAUUGCUUUUCUCCCAAGAAGCAGACGUCUUUUAAUUCCGUGACUGCUGUCACCAUCUUCAUGGAUCACUACCUUGUCAUGGUGAAGGGGCUUGAAUAACUCAGAGAAGCUAUGAGCUAUGCCGUGCAGGGCCACCCAAGAUGGACAGGUCAUAGUGGAGAGUUUUGACUAAAUGUGAUCCACCUGGAGAAGGAACUGGCAAGCCACUCCAGUAUCCCUGCAAAGAAAACUCCAUGGACAAAGACAACAGGCAUAUAAAAUCAAAUGGCUUAGUUUUCCCUAUUCAGUUGCAAUCUCCACAACACUCCUAAAAAGCAGUUUGCAGCACUUUAAAAGACUUAAACACACAUUUGUUCUGGCAUACGAUUUCCUUAUUCAUUCUCCUGUAACAUAUAAGUGCUUGAUAUAUAACUCAGCAGAAAAGGGUUUGAACAAACACACUGGAUGUGUGGAUGGGAAGUCAGUGCAUGAAACGAUGUAACUAUUUAACAAAACUUAUACAAAAUUCACUUCUUAGCUGUCAGGUAAGGAGAAGCACUAAAGUUUCCUUAAGUCUGUAUGCAUGUGGCAUCAAACCAUGGUAGUGUGUGCCAUCCUUAGCCAAUCUGGUGACAUGGUUUUGCUCCAUAACAAGAUCAACAUUAGUUAGCACAGUAAA
This is a messenger RNA of Zootoca vivipara (common lizard), 6625 nucleotides long. RefSeq names its product DNA methyltransferase 3 beta (gene DNMT3B). Gene Ontology annotation, molecular function: DNA binding; DNA (cytosine-5-)-methyltransferase activity, acting on CpG substrates. The record is from RefSeq and is a predicted model, not a curated record. Gene Ontology annotation, biological process: negative regulation of transcription by RNA polymerase II. Gene Ontology annotation, cellular component: nucleus. Lineage: Eukaryota; Metazoa; Chordata; Lepidosauria; Squamata; Lacertidae.